Messenger RNA from Erpetoichthys calabaricus (reedfish), 454 nucleotides. RefSeq names its product mitochondrial ribosomal protein L33 (gene mrpl33). The record is from RefSeq and is a predicted model, not a curated record. NCBI's taxonomy places the organism in Eukaryota, Metazoa, Chordata, Cladistia, Polypteriformes, Polypteridae. Gene Ontology annotation, cellular component: ribosome; mitochondrion. Bases 96 to 293 code for a protein of 65 amino acids. Gene Ontology annotation, biological process: translation. Gene Ontology annotation, molecular function: structural constituent of ribosome. The transcript has 4 exons.
GCGUAUUGAAGUGAUCCGCGAUACCCCGGAAGUGAUUCGCAUGAGCUUCUCCUUCAUGUCGUCUUGGCGCUUUAUAAGGACGGCGCCUCACUAAGAUGUUCCUAACCGCGGUUAACUUGGCCAAGACCAAAUCCAAGACCAUCUUGGUGCAGAUGCUGAGUGCAGCCGGCACAGGCUACAGAUUCAACAUCAAGAGGAGCCGAGUGGGUGAGAAGCUGGUUAUGCGCAAACACGACCCGAUAGUUAACAGACAUGUGCUCUUCUUUGAGAAGAAGAAGAUUCGUUCCAUCUGAUGUAUGGCCUUGAAGUCGCCGUUUAUCCCGUCCAGCCGGCCUGCACGACAGCGGAUAACACGUUGGAAGUCUGGAACGCCGCUCACACUGGUGACCAUUUUGUGUUGACACGUCUUUGCACACUGGCUGUGUUUUCUAUUUAAUAAAUCAUUCCAAGACUG